GGUUUUAAAAGCUAUUACUGUGUAGUUGAUAUGCGAAUAAUGAGAAAUUAAGUUAUUUAUUAGUGACGGUUUAGUGGAAUCUAAGGAAAAUGAGUUCACUUCUCUCUGCGGAACUUUCUGCAACCUGCAAUGCAUUGGGAACUUUCGACAAGAGAACUGGGAAGUAUUUGAUAGAUGACUAUACUCUUAAUACGGUAAAAGACUUAAUAAGAUACUUACGUCGCGAUGGUGAGGACCAUGAGAUUCGCAGACAUUUCGGACAAACAAAAGUGUUGCAAACUGAUCUGUUGCCUAUGUUGAUCGAUCACUGGGAGAAUACAGAACUAUUUGACGUUACUCUCAGACUUCUUGUUAACCUAACAAAUCCAGCGCUGUUGCUGUACAGAGAAGAAGUGCCAACUGAGCGAACUGCCAGACAUAAUUAUUUGCAAAUAUUACUUCAUUUGCAGUAUUAUAAAGAAGAAGCUUUCACCAAAGUUGAUACUUGGAAUGUUUUUGCAAAGAAACUGACUAAAAUCCUGGAAAUUGACUGGAGUGAACGAGACGAGGACACAGGCCUCAUUAUUGAGAGAAUACUAAUUCUGAUCCGUAAUGUGCUCCAUGUGCCUGCAGACUUGGACAAGGAACGGCGCCCGGAAAAUGAUGCCAGUAUCCAUGAUCAAGUAUUGUGGGCAUUAAAUCAAUCGGGCAUACUAGACAUAAUCCUGUACAUGUCGUCAGAAAAUGAAAAGCAAUACUUCAUGCACAUCCUAGAGAUCAUAUCCCACUUGCUACGUGAACAAAACCCGACCAGCUUGGCUGAUGCUGCAUUGCAGCGGAGUGCAGACGAGAAACUGAGGGAUGAACAAGAGUUACUUACGAUAAGGAUGUCGGAGAACAAACAGAGGCUGAAUAGAGUAAAGCAGUUCUCCGCUUCAAGGCAUUCUCGUUUUGGAGGUACUUACGUAGUCCAAAACAUGAAAUCUAUAUCGGACAAUGAAAUCAUCUGUCUGAAGCCAUUGAACAAGAUUUCCAAUCUAGACUUCAGUGGAGGUAAAAAGUCUAAAUUAGUGAAGCCAAAAAACCGCAGGCCGGCCGAAAGUGGCAUUAUGGAAAGAAGAUCAGCUUUCGCUAUUAGGUUAUUUUUGAAGGAAUUCUGCAUAGAAUUCUUAAACAGCGCGUAUAACCCUCUAAUGCACUACGUGAAGGAUGUGCUGGUGCGAUCCAAGGCCCAGCAAAACGACGAAUCUUAUUACUUGUGGGUCGUCAAGUUCUUCAUGGAGUUUAACAGGGGACAUGACUUCCAAGUUGGGUUGGUCAGUGAAACUAUGUCAGUUCCAAUAUUCCACUACGUCCAACAGCAAAUGGAGAAAUAUUACGACAUGAUAAAAGUAGAAAAGAAGAAAUUCGCAGUCUGGGUCCGUCGACUGCAUCUAGCCCUCCGGGCUUAUAAAGAACUUCUAAACACGCUACUGGCUAUGGAUAAGAGUACGGAUCAUACAGUCAAAGAGUCCGCUAAAGUACUGAAAAGCAACAUUUUCUACGUCUUAGAAUAUAGAGAGUUUAUUCUGACGACGUGUCUAAGUUACGACGAAAAUAAAAUGCCAAGGACUUAUCUCGUGGAUUUAGUAGAAACGGUCCAUUUAUUUUUGAAAAUGUUGGAACAUUACGUGAAGAAGACGGGACUAGUCGUGCAGAAAAAAGUGAAGAGGAAAGCGAAAUCAAAGAAAAAGAAGCGACCAGUAGAAAAGCCUCAACCGAGCCGAGUUGAAAUACCGGAAUGGGAGGAAUUGCGAGCGCAGUUGGCCGUUGUGCUCGCCGCCGGCGUUGAGGAGUGCCCGCCGCCGUUCGACGCCGCCUCCGACCAAACCAUCGACCAACAGAAGGAAACGUGCAUGAAGAACAUUCAAAAGCUGAUGCGGGAAUACAAAUUCGAGGACGCCGUCGGAAUGCUUCGCACCGCGAGAGAAGUGUGGCCGGAGGAAGGAAUAUUCGGCGCGAGCGACAUACAGCAAGAGGAGGAGUUAGAAAUGCUGGAGACCAUUUACGGGACCGAUUUAGGAGUGGAAGUACCAGAGGUGGUCGAGGAAAAUAAUGAAGAAAUUACGGACGACGAGGAAGAUGAAGAGGAAGAAGAAGAACGAAGUGCGGCCAUAGUUGAAACAGAUUUUGAUUUCAAUGAUUUUGUGCAAAGGUUCUGCAGCCCCAAAGUAGUAAGCGCAUGUGCGGCCCUUCUGGACGGCUACGAGAAGAACCUACCGCACACAAACCACUGCGUCACGAAGAUGCUACACAGGAUAGCGUGGGACUGCAAACGGCCCGCCAUGAUGUUCCAAGCGUCCCUGUUUCUGGUCUUUCAGAGGAUACUUAACAACCCUAUUCCUCAAUUUAAGGAGUUAGAAAAGUUCGCUAUAUUUAUACUAAGGAAAUUUACUGAAGUAGCGAAGAAAAAUCCCAAAGUUUUUAUUGAGCUUCUUUUUUGGACUAACUCGAAGGAUGCUAUCGAUAUAGAGUGCGGAUACGACCUCUACUCCGAUCAAAAGGAUAGAGUGGGAAAAGGAACGUGGAGCGAGGAACAGGAGGAGGAACUACGAAAUCUGUACAUGGAGAACCAGUCCAAUCCACAAACUGAUCAAGAUGUCAUCGACUGGAUCCUGGAGAACCUAAUCGACCAGACCCGAACUCGGCGAAGCGUCAUCAAGAAACUCAAAGAGCUGGGUCUCAUAUUCCGCGCUCCUACUAAAAAGAGCAAUAAAGAGCGAUAUAGGGAAAAAGUGCCUAAGGAAUUCAGUGAAGAAGAGGAUGAAAUGCUUAGGCAGCUUUGGGAAGAGUUUGGCGGUGCUACUGAUCCGAUGAUGUUAAUAAUGGGCCGUAUGCCUCGCAAUCGCCCGAAGCGAAGCUUCGUCGAAAGGAUGCUGGAGCUGGGUAUUAUACAGGACAAGAAGCAAUGUAGGAAGAAGAGGCAGAAGGGAAUGAAGAGUAACGGUGAAGAACGAGGCGAUAGCGAUAAUGAUAAGUCAAGUGAUUCUUCCUCCGAAUCUGCUCGCUCCGAUUCAGACUCCGACAGAUCUCGACCGUCGUCCCCCGUUACGAAGAAGCCGAUCAAGAAGACCGAGAGAGCCAAGGAAGCUCCGAAGAAAAAACCGGCGAAGAAACAGGUUCAACUCAGCGCCAGCGAAAUUGCCAAGUUAUUGGUCGGAGCUGUCGAAGCUGGUCUCACCGAACCUCUAAAGUGGGUAGCAGAAAGUUUAGAAGAAGUUGCACUGGACCAGGAAGCAGAAGGUUUCGACCCGACUAGCGAAGGCAUCCCACUACUCCCGCUCUCCAGCGACUGCCUGGAAGCCAUGGAAAACGAGCAAUUCAAGAAAGUGUUGAUGGGAAUUGGAAUCAUGCCGCCGAGUGAUGAGCAAGAAGCAUAUUGGAGGAUACCCAGCAGUCUCCAUUUCGAAACAAUAAGAAAAAGGCGCGAAAUUAUAAUCAAGGCUGUAAACAAAGAACUAAUAAUAGAUCCAGCGGACGAAACUGCCACCGAAAACGUACCUGAAGUCGCAAAUGACAAUGCGAACGCGGAAUCUAGUGAUGAUGACGAUUUGUUCGCUAAUUUGAGAAAGAUGAGAGAAAAUAAUAUUGAAACAGUGAAAAGUGCUCCAAGUACGGAAGUGAAAAUAAGGCAGAAGCGAAGUCGGAGCGUGGAUUCCGAGGAAUCAAAUAGCAGAGGGAAACUGCAGAGGAUCGAGGAGGAAGUGAAUGAUGACGGGGAGGACCUGCUGUCGUUUGCUAAGAAGACAUUGCAGACAGAACUGCCGGAUACGGAGGACUUUUUAAGUGGCUUGCCUAAAGCAGAUUCAGAUGACAGCGAAGAAGAAGAUCAGAUAGUAUUGCCGACAAACCGGGACAAGAAGAGGCGCAGAGUCAUCAUCGACGAUGACUCAGACUAACCAAUGACUAACCGACACGAUACUAGACCCUUUAGCACAACUUGGCUUGUCGCGCGCGAGCCGAUACAUCAAGCGCGACUUCAAGUAUGGACUCGCGCGCGACAAGUCAAAUUGAGGUAGAGGGGCAGUUGUAUCGCCCUUUAGACGUAGCCGUGGCUCCGGCCCAGGACUGGGUGUAAAAUAAAUAAGUUUUAAAGUUUUAUUUGCAAAUAAAUAACUAGAAACCAUCUGAUUCUUCCCACAUCUUAAACCUAAAGUUGUAAAGUCUGAUAAUGUAUAAGUAAGUGGCUUAUCCGUGUCGUGUCGUGUGUAAUUAUUAUUUCAUCAUUCAAUCCCACUAAAAUAUUAAUAAGGUCGUAAUAAUAGUGCACUCUUCCAGAUCCGGUAUUUAAAAAAAUAUUAGAAUUUUGUUGGCUGGCACUGUAUUGUUAAAAUUAUUUUGUUUCCAUUAAAUAUAAUGUCUGUAAAACAAAGCAAGAA
Messenger RNA from Leguminivora glycinivorella, 4397 nucleotides. It is a transcript of the gene timeout, whose product is annotated as protein timeless homolog. Gene Ontology annotation, cellular component: replication fork protection complex. The coding region runs from base 90 to 3917 and encodes 1275 amino acids. Lineage: Eukaryota; Metazoa; Arthropoda; Insecta; Lepidoptera; Tortricidae. Gene Ontology annotation, biological process: replication fork arrest; DNA replication checkpoint signaling; DNA repair. The record is from RefSeq and is a predicted model, not a curated record. The transcript has 22 exons. Gene Ontology annotation, molecular function: DNA binding.